AUGGUUCCGGAGAAGACUACGUGCUACGUUCUGCCUAAGCCGGGCUCAUAUACUGACCUUGAGAAGCGCGAAAUACCCACCCCGUCGCCCAAAGCUAAUGAAGUGCUGGUUCGGAUACACGCUGUCUCCCUUCAGUACCGCGACUACGCCAUUGCGACGGGAACGUAUGGCUCUGGAUUCGAGAACUUGAUCCCUUGCUCGGAUAUGGCGGGAGAAAUCGUCGCUCUCGGAGAGGAUGUCACUGGCUGGAAGUUGGGACAGCGCGUUUCUGCAAACUUCAGCCUCGACCAUUUGGACGGGGACCCUACCGAGGCUACCGCCAACAGUUCUCUGGGUCUCCAGCAACCUGGAGUCCUAGCCACCUACAGGUGCUUUCCAGCCCAUGCGCUCGUUCCCAUUCCGCUUCAUCUUUCCUACACGGAGGCCUCCACACUACCGUGUGCCGGUGUGACCGCGUAUAACGCGCUCGCAGGCGGACUGAAUCCUAUUAAAGCCGGAGAGACUGUGCUUAUCAUGGGGACUGGCGGCGUCUCGAUGUUUGCACUUCAAUUCGCAGUUGCAUCGGGUGCCGUCCCCAUACUCAUGUCCUCCUCGGACGAUAAGCUCAAAAUCGCGACAGAACAAGGAGCAAGGCACGUUAUUAACUAUGCUCAGACACUCGAUUGGGAUCGUGAGGUCUUGCGAAUUACCAACGGGACGGGGGUAGACCACAUCCUCGAAGUCGGUGGUGCCGAAACACUUCGCAAGUCUGUCAACUGUAUCAGGAUGGGCGGGUCGCUUGAGCUUGUCGGGGCUUUGUCCGGGGUGCAACCGCCCCCAGAGUUGAUCCCUACGAUUAUUCUCAAAGCUCUUCAAGUGAGGGGUAUCCUGAUCGGCUCUGUUGCACAGUUCCGCUCAAUGAUUCGUCUCAUUGAAGCUCACCCAGAGGAUACGCGCCCCGUCAUCGACCGCGUAUUUCACUUUGACGAAGCCGUACAAGCGUAUGCACAUCUCGAGGCACGGAACCACGUAGGGAAGGUGGUCAUCCGGGUCGAGCAUUAA
This is a messenger RNA of Coprinopsis cinerea okayama7#130, 1041 nucleotides long. RefSeq names its product alcohol dehydrogenase. The record is from RefSeq and is a predicted model, not a curated record. The coding region runs from base 1 to 1041 and encodes 346 amino acids. Gene Ontology annotation, molecular function: oxidoreductase activity. The transcript has 10 exons. NCBI's taxonomy places the organism in Eukaryota, Fungi, Basidiomycota, Agaricomycetes, Agaricales, Psathyrellaceae.